UUGUUUUUCUUUCUGAUAUAUCAAGAGAUCGUAACGAAUGACCCCAUCAACCCUGCAAGUUAGCAUACCGUUAGCUCGUGUUUUUAGCACCAACUUGUUCAUGUAGGAAUUGACAGACGGAGGACUGCAGUUUUUGAAGCCGUCAAUAGGAUACUGCUUGAGGAAAGAGUAUAUUGUUUCUUUGGAAUGGCCUCAUGAAACCUGAACACAAAGACAGAAAGGAAUGACUCUUAGAUGGGCUCCAGAUACCUGUGUUCUUAAGAUUAGCCGAGCUGUUAACUUGUGGCAUACACAAGUUCAAAGCCCAGCAUAUUUUCCAUUGUCUCCUUUGCGAACACCUCAUUGCAGGCUCCACGUAAGACAACCUUUUUGUCCCAAGGUUGGCUACCUCAGCUGGAAGCAUGUCCAAACCAAAAAGAGCCAAAGGCAAAAGGGAUGGCUGUGCAGAGCUAGCCAGUUGAGGCAAAGGCUUGCCCUCCACACCAACGCCUACUGUUUGAACAGCUCAGCAUCCCGCUGGUCUGCUCUGACCCAACACAUGUCGCGCAUCAGGAGCACUCUGGACUCUGUCUCCAAAGCAGUGAGCGGGACACACUCUGACCUCAUCUCCAAAAUAGCUAGACUCAAACCUAAUGCCGUUAAGGCAGGGACAGAUGUUGAGAAUAGCCCUGAGGUAGCUCCCCAGGCUCAGGUGAGCCAGGUGAGUUCAACCAUCCCAGAGGCAGCUUCUGACCCAACUGGUACAGCCGUCGGGCCUAGUGCUACUCUUGCAUCUGCCACGUCUCCUCAAGCUACACCUGCCCCUACGACCAUCAACAUUAUUCCUACCUCCACACCUACCUCUAAGGUUGGCCCAGCCAGUGCCACAGGCACCAGUGGGGGUGAGUUCAGGGAGAAGAGACUCAGACGCGUUACGACCACGGUCAAAGCCACUGUCGCCACAAAGGUGGCUCAGGCAAAACCACCAGAGAACGUGUCCAAGAGCACCAUUGUCUCCAAACAGACAGCACCACUCUUCCACCCCAGCUCCCUCUCUGUAAACCUGGACGAGACCUACAAUUACCUCGCUCACCACGUCAAUGCCUACUUUGGGAGCAGCACUAAGGCUGAUGAGAAGAAAGCAGACAGUGAACACAGUGGUGCCAAGUCUUAUCCUUCCAAUCAACCCAGUGACCUCUUGCCUGUGUCAGAAGCGCCUGGUCCAAGUGCGGCAACUUCUCCAAAAAAGGGAAUAGGGCACUACCUGUCCUACUCAGGCCCAACUGUCCAGGCGUUUGUAGGGAAUUACAUUGCUCCCCUGGUUCCUAAAUUUCGGACUGAGGCCAAGAGUGCAGCUGUGGAAAAGGAGAAGCUUUUGCCAGCAGUGGUUCCAGCAAAACAAGAGGAGGUCCUGGUGAAUAAGGAACAGAAGGUGUCUGAGGAGAAAGCUAAGAGACUGCUACUUCAGAGAGAGAAGAUCAUCGCAAGGGUGAGUGUUGACAACAGAACACGGGCCUUGGUCCAUGCUCUACACAGAGCCUCAGAUGUAAGGAUCUACAUCAACAGGGUUGAGGACCUUAGCUACCAUCUCCUGGAGUUCCCUGAGACACGAGGUGUAGCUGUUAAGGAGAAGGUAGUCCAGUGCCUGCUGCGUCUGAGGCAGGCCAGUGACCCGGCUCUGAAGGCAGCAGUCUCGCAGGCCCUCACUCUGGUGGGCUAUAAUAACCCUGUCAACGGCCGCGGCAUACGCAUCCUGUCCAUAGAUGGAGGGGGAACUAGAGGUCUGGUUGCUCUUCAGACUCUGCACAAACUGGAAGCCCUGACAGGCAAACCCAUUUGCCAGCUGUUUGAUUACAUCUGUGGUGUCAGCACAGGUGCCAUCCUGGGCUUCAUGCUGGGUGUGUUCCAGAUCCCUCUGGAUGAGUGUGAUGACCUCUACAGGAAGCUAGGUUCUGAUGUUUUCAAGCAGAACAUUUUUGUGGGCACGGUGAAGAUGGGCUGGAAUCACGCAUUUUACGACAGCGAGACCUGGGAGAACAUCCUCAAAGAGAGAAUGGGCUCAGAUCUCAUGGUGGAGACAUCAAGAAACCCCAACUGCCCAAAGGUGGCAGCGGUGAGCACCAUUGUGAACCGAGGCUCUCUGAAGGCCUUCGUGUUCAGGAACUACAACCUGCAGCCUGGGGUGAGAUCCCACUACCUGGGCGGGUGCCAGCACAAGCUGUGGCAGGCCAUCCGAGCCUCCUCCGCUGCCCCUGGAUACUUCCAGGAGUUUCCCCUGGGCAACGACCUCCACCAGGACGGUGGUCUGCUCAUCAAUAACCCCACAGCGUUGGCCAUUCAUGAAUGUAAGUGCCUGUGGCCCAACACGCCGGUGCAGUGUGUGGUGUCCUUGGGCACGGGCCGCUACGAGACCGCGAGCAAGAACAGCGCCACCAGCACCAGCCUCAAAACCAAGAUCUCCAACGUCAUCAGCAGUGCCACAGACACGGAGGAGGUUCACACCAUGCUGGACGCCCUUCUCCCUCCCAACACCUACUACCGCUUCAACCCCUACAUGAACGAGGAGAUCGCCCUGGACGAGAGACGCCACGAGAAGUUCAACCUGCUGCAGGCCGAGGGUAUGCGCUACCUGGAAAGGAACGAGGAGAAGUUGCAGAAGGCAGCCCGUAUCCUCACCCAGGAGAAGAGCCCCGCCCAGAGGCUGGCAGAGUGGCUGAAGCUCAAGGCAGACAUGUACGAUGGGAUGUCCUCUUUCUCCUCCUCGAAGCUUUGAACACAAGUCAAGCUCUCAUGCUGCACAGUACCUCACACUUGUGGUAAUACCUUUCGAAAGCACAUGGAAAUAAAAUACACCCCUGGAGUGCGGAGAAUGGGUUUUAGUUAGACGUUGAAGAGUGGACAGUUAAAGCUUACCUCACAUCCCUGACCUCUGAUUCAUUCAGAUCAACGACUUUGACACAAAGUUAAUAUUUUUCAAAGGCAUGUUAGGACUUUUUAAUGGCUGUGCUAAAAUGCUUUUCUGUCUGCACUAAGGGGAGAAUUCUCCAUUCGAAGGAUGCAUAUUCCAGGUAAAGUUAACUAUACCCAACAGAAGCUUAUUAUACUCUAAACCAGAGUAGACAAUGUAACAAAACCUAUAGUAGCUGAAGUACAGUGAUUUUGGACAUCUUUGUAAUGUGGGGUUUACCAAAUAAUAAUUUUUAACCUUUUUAUUUUCCUUAAACAAUAAGUGAUAGUAUCUAGUGUGAAUGUGUUUCUCUCUAUCAUACGUCUGAUUCAAUAUACUGUAGAAAUCAUCUCACCUUCACUUGAGUCCAAGCUGGCACCAACCAAAAUACUGUAACAGUGGAAGGUCACUAGCUUGUCAAGUAUACAGACGUACGUGCAUGUGUGUUUCAGAAAAAUGCAACAUGGCUCAAAUUCGGACAGACUGGUCAUUUGACAUUUCUAAAACUUGCACUAUUUACACCGA
Messenger RNA from Hypomesus transpacificus, 3451 nucleotides. Its product is annotated as calcium-independent phospholipase A2-gamma-like. Gene Ontology annotation, cellular component: membrane. Bases 224 to 2752 code for a protein of 842 amino acids. Lineage: Eukaryota; Metazoa; Chordata; Actinopteri; Osmeriformes; Osmeridae. The record is from RefSeq and is a predicted model, not a curated record. Gene Ontology annotation, biological process: arachidonate metabolic process. The transcript has 10 exons.